Molecule: messenger RNA, 3636 nt
Organism: Cervus elaphus (red deer)
Lineage: Eukaryota; Metazoa; Chordata; Mammalia; Artiodactyla; Cervidae
Gene: FAM120B
Product: family with sequence similarity 120B
Exons: 8
Coding region: 145-1995 (616 amino acids)
Cellular component (GO): nucleus
Source: RefSeq, a predicted model, not a curated record
CGGCCGCGCAGGCCCCGCCCCCGUGCGGGCGGGGCGGUCUCGCGACGGGAAACGGAAGUGCGGACCGCUGCUGAGGGCCGAGGGCUGCGCGGGCGCGUCUCCGGUGUCCUGGCGCAUCUCUAGAUCCUUCCCAGGAGUUCCAUUAUGGGUGUGAGAGGUUUGCAUGGGUUUGUGGCAAGUAGCUGCCCACAUGUAUGUACGGUAGUAAAUUUCAAGGAGCUGGCGGAACGCCACCGAAGCCAGCACCCUGGAGGGACCCCUACCGUCGUGGUCGAUGCCAUGUGCUGCCUCAGGUACUGGUACACGCCGGAGUCUUGGAUCUGCGGUGGACAGUGGAGGGAAUACUAUUCUUCUUUGCGAGAAUUCGUGAGAACUUUUACCGCUGUUGGCAUCAAGCUGAUCUUCUUCUUUGAUGGCAUGGUGGAGCAGUCCAAGAGAGACGAGUGGGUGAAACGCAGACUCAAAAACAAUAGGGAGAUAGCCAAGAUCUUCCACUACAUCAAGUCCCACAGGGAGCAGCCGGGCAGAAACAUGUUCUUCAUCCCCUCGGGGCUGGCCAUAUUUACGAGGUUUGCUUUGAAGGCCCUGGGUCAGGAAACUCUGUGCUCGUUACAGGAGGCUGACUACGAGGUGGCCUCCUAUGGCUUCCAGAACAACUGUCUUGGGAUUCUUGGAGAAGACACUGACUACUUAAUCUAUGACACCUGUCCCUACUUCUCCAUCAGUGAGCUCUCCCUGGACAGCCUGGACACCGUCAUGCUCUGCCGGGAGAAGCUCUGUCAGAGCCUCGGGCUCAGCCUGGCCGACUUGCCCCUGCUGGCCUGCCUGCUUGGCAAUGACGUCGUCCCCGAAGGCAUGUUUGAGAGCUUUCGGUACAAGUGCUUGACGUCCUAUACCUCUGUGAAAGAGAACUGUGAUAGAAGAGGUAACAUUAUCUUAGCUGUAGCAGACCACAUAUCUAAGGUUCUUCGGUUGCAUCAAGGUGAGAAAAAGCUGGAAGAGAUGCUACCUUUGGGACCAAACAAAGCUCUUUUUUAUAAAGGAGUAACAUCGUAUCUUUUGCCAGGACAGAAAUCUCCAUGGUUUAUCCAAAAACCUAAAGAUGUAGUAACUUUGGACAAGCAGAUACUGUCCAUGAGUUCAGAUCCUGAAUCUAAGCAGGAAGUUCCCAUGUGUAUGGACCCUGAAUCCAAGCAGAAAUUACCUGUAGGUACAGACCCUGAAUUUAACCUAGAAGCACCCAUGUGUACAAACACUGAAGUUAAACACGAAGACCCUGUAAAUACGGGGCCUGAAGCCAAGCAUCAAGUAACUAUGGUUACAGAUCCUGAAAUCUUAAAGGUCGCCAGAGCACAGCACGUCCAGGCGGAGAGCUACCUGGUGUACGGCGUGAUGAGCAGCGGUGAGGUGGAGUGCAGCAACAGCCUGGAGGACGCCACGGACCAGGCCCUGCCCAGCCAGGCCUUUGUCUACCGGCCCGUGCGGCAGCGCGUCUACUCCCUCCUGCUGGGGGGCGGCGCAGGUGGUUUCAGCACCAGCCCCGCUGUCAAGGAGUGGUUUGUGUACUCCGGGAACCCACUGAGGCAGCCGGACCUCGUCAGGCCUCUGCAGAUGAACAUUCCAGGGGGAACGCCUAAUUUGAGACAACUGUGGCUGAGCCAAGAGCCAGGAAUCCAGGCCCAGCGCUUGGACACACUCCUGGCCUGCUUUGACCUUUCAUCCUCGCGAGAAGAACUGCAGGCAGUUGAGAGCCCCUUUCAAGCACUGUGCUGCCUCCUGGUCUACCUGUUUGUGCAGGUGGACACUCUCUGUCUGGAGGAUUUGCAUGCCUUCAUUGCGCAGGCCCUGUGCCUCCAAGGAAAGCCCACCGUGGAGCUUGCAGACUUGCAGGAAGUAGACAGUAUGAGCCUGACCAGUGGAGAAGAUAUUAGUCAUCUUCUGAAACAGUGUGCACAGAAGCAGAAGCCGCAGAGCCUGGCUGUCAAACCAGAGUGAAGCCUCUGGACCCUCUGGACCAUCCUUCAGAGUUACGUCAUCUGAGGAGAGGCUCUCUGGGGGUUCCAGACCCAGACUCACAUCAAGAGGAAAAGUGUCUGUUUCAGCCUUCUUCCAAAAUGCCUUUGUUGGCUUACUUGUAGAUGUCAUCCUGACUCCACGUCCCCAAACAGCCAUGGUUAACAUCUUCACGCCAGUCUGCAUCUGUUGAUUCUUUUAAUGAAUUGGAAUCUUAUUAUGUCCCACUUUCUUUAACUUUAAUACUAGAUUGUGAGGGCAUUUCCCAGAUGAUCUUAUCUUUCAAGACAUGAUGUCUAAUAAGCUAUAUCAUUUUCCAGGAAUUAUUUACUAAUUAUAAAUUAUAACCAGAAGUAAAGUUUCCAACUGGGUCUUCACAGAGAAAGAUGUACUAGCUUCCUUCUCACCCUCUUGGUGGGAGAGGUGGCUGCAUGUUCUUGACAUUGCAUGUGACGCAUGGGUCACCCUUUCAUUUAGAAUUUGCUCCAGCCCAGAGCCUGUGCCUGUGAAGACACACCUGGAUUCAGCACAUGUUAGGCAUCAGACAGGAAGCCUGCAAACUGUAGAGAGAGGCAGUAGUUGAGUGUCAGGAAGCCUAAUUUAUGAUGCCGCUAACAAGUAGGACAUCUGUUGCUCUUUAUCUGUAAGCCCUGAAUGGCUCUUGUUGUUAAAAAAUAUUCUAAAUGAAUCCAACUUCAGAGACAUUCUUUUCAUGAAAGAAUUUUCACAUAAUCUAAGAAUUGAAAUUUUAAGCCCCAAAUUGUCCUGACCUCAGCCCCUGGUUAUUUUGAUAAUUGAAAAUAAUCUAGAUUAGGGAUUAGGUUAGCAGCUGUCUCCUUUUGGCCUGGAGCUGCUGUGACUGCCAAUCCACCUUCCAGGCUGCACCCAUACCCAGGAGAGCCUCUUGAGUCGUGCUUGCUGGCACUCACAAGACAUGUCCUUCAGCUGAUGUCAUUAAAACAAAAUAAACCCUAAACGAAUUGCAGUGCAGUUUGUAUCUUUGCACUUGAUGCUUUAGCCUGACUGACAGCUCUGUGUGCAGGCUCCUUACUUUGUUUUAGAAUCCCGUUUGGUAAUAUGUACCAAAAAGAAAUAGAGUCUCCCAUUCACUUCCUACAGGUCCUUCUUCAGGACAUCUGCAUGUCUAGUCACUUUUCAUACAAUCAUGUAGGACCUAUAGCCUUAUUUCCCAGUUUUGGAAAUAGGUUUUUUUUUAUAUGUAGGUUUCCUGUCUAAAUUUUUAACAUUCUGUUCAUUUUGUUUUUGCUAAUUUGAGACCACUACUGCUUCUAGAAGUUUCAUUUCUUUAUUGCUUAUUUGCAUAACUUUAAAAUAAAUCUCUCAUUCCUUAGACUAGAAGAGUAGACUUCCAUGAAUAUCAUUUCCCCCCGUCAUAAGUAAAUUCUAACUUGUCAGUAAAAUGUUUAUGUUAAUAAAAAAAUGUUUAUGUUCAUUUAGCAAGCUUAAGUAAAGCCAUUGAGUUGAUAAAAUCUUUACUACAUUUGCAAAACCAGUGUGAUUUUUUUUCUAAUUUUGGUGUUAUAUUAUCUCUGCAAUUAAGUCUUCUGAUGAAGUUUCCACAUACCAGUUUUAAAAUGAAAAUAAAAGUAUUAUUAUUCAUAA